AUGCCUCCUUAUGAACCGCCGUCUGUUAUACCGGCACAGCUCUCAUUUCUAACGAUAUUCAACCCGUCACUUGGGAAAACGGAUGAGACGUUACAAGACCAGAUUGUAUUCUACUACUCAGCCCCCAGUCAAACGAAGUCGCCAAAAGAUAUUCCUGAUAGCGAUGUAACAGGGAAAGAGUAUUCCGAGGAAGAGAAUAAAAGACUGCGCCAUGUAGGUCUUGCGCAAGGAAUGGUGAGCUUCGCCAAAAAUUUUUCGAACGGAGAGCCUGUCGACUCAAUAGAGACUGAAAAUUCACGCAUUGUUUUGAAAGAACUAGAGCCUGGGUGGUGGAUUCUUGCCAGUAUCAACUUGACGAAAAUAAUAUCUAUACAAAAAAGGCCAACGGCCUCCAGAGAUGAGACAUCGAAUGAUGUUAAAGUGGAAUACUCUUCCAGGGAGCUGUCUCCUCCAUACCUCCUAACCCAACAGCUUUCAAAGGCAUAUUCAAUAUUUCUAAUGCAUCACGGCACCUCUCUAGAAGGUCUCUACGAUAAUCUACCAAGAAAAACAUUUUGCCUCUAUCUUGAUCGAUAUUGGACAAGGUUCAUUUGGAACUGGGACGUUUUGCUUAACGGGAACCCGGCGUUGGAUCUCUUUUCUGGUACCAAGUUAGCCGGAGGCGGAGAACUAGGAAUCGGCGUGGGCGAAGAAGAAUGGGGCAGUGGUGAACGUGAAGUCUUGGAGGGAUUCAUAUCAAGGACUGAAGGCUUAGUUGACAUGGUAGUCUCGAGAUUUGGGGGUGCGCAAGGAACCCCCGCAUAUAAGACUGUUGCCAAAAAGGAACUGGUUAAACCGAGUGUUGGGUCGUGUGAGCAAGCAUGGACUGGCUGUAUGGCGCCACCUGGCCCGCAGGACGGUGUCAUAUUUUCUGGAACUGGGGCAUUAUCACGAAAGUCCCUAACGCAUGUCUCUCAGUGGAUGGAGUGGAUAUAUAGAUAUGGUGAAGACGCAUAUGGUGUACGAAACGACCCUAAAUCGACUCAUCGCCGGAAGCGCAACAAACAGCCAAAGGGGAAAAAGCAGUUCAAGGGGCUGAGAGCUGGAGCAAACGCCAAGUUAACAACGUCAAGCUCACACCAUAAACCAUCUAGUCAAACUGACGAUUUAUCUCCGAGAAUCCCACCUCCCUUAAUUGUUGCUUCCGAAAGGAAACACAAGUGUGGCCCGGAAUCCGGGCCUAUAUCCCAGAGGGCACCUAACGACAAAUCGAUAGAUACGGCUACUUUUGGGACAGAAAGUAUCAUGAAUAUAAUUACUCUAGGGUAUGGGUCCGCAUGGGGUAACUCUUCGGCGAGCCCUCUUCCCAAUACCAGUACCAACACUCCCAAGCCGCAAGACACGGAAAAGUCGAAACAGUCGCCAACCUCAGCACUGGCACAGCAGCCUAAGGUGGCCAGAUGGGAGGAGAAUCUAACAGAGAGUCCUGGUAGGUUCAUCAUUGGCCUCCGCGACGAUCUAGAAAAUGAAGAGAGCGAUAGUGAAUUGCUAGACGAAGAGCUGCCCAAAUACGCAGGUUCUAGUAAGAUCAUUGUUCGAACAUUAGAGGUAACUGUACAGUCUUCGCUACCCCAUGAAGUCUCAAAGUACCAACCAUUCAUGUUUACCUUUUUGUUUGAGUGUGACACGAAGGCCCUUUCAUCGGCCAGCUUCUAUCGAACCAUCCAUCAUCAAAUCGGGCCACUCCAAAAACCGCUCCUCUCAUCAACGUCGCCGUCAAGAGUGGCAGAAAGACUCCUCCGUUACGAUCUUCAUCAAUACCCCAAGGCCCAUCAUAAAUUAUCUCCUGGAGAGUCACUCUAUGAUAUCAUUUAUGAGCCGUUCCACCAGACAAUACGUACCUCGCUACUUAAUAUCCCAGAACCAGAUAUAACAUCUGACCAGGUCAGAGCAUAUAACAAUUCAGGAGAUGCCAGUCAACAGCCUCACUGGAGCCGCGCCGACGCCCUAAAUGUGUACACACAGAUUAUCAACACUUACUUAGAAACAAGUAUUCAACCAUCCGAGUUGGAGAGGAUAUGUAAAACGAAUCGUGGUUGGUGGGUUCUUUGGAUGCGCUUACCCAAGAUGUCCAGCCCGUCAGGGCCUGGCAUUUCCUCCAGCGACGGCGGGAGUAGCUCCAGCGGCGCAGGCUCGCAAGCUACAGCAGGGAACUCCUCUAGGCAGAUUGACAGCCGCAUGCAAACAGGAAGUCAAGACAUAUCUACUUCGAAUGUAGCCUUUCUGGUUAGGAAAGCAAGUGAUUCUGCGCAGCCGGCAAGAGGACAUCUUCGCAGCCAAAGUGGGCCGGGUUUCUUUCGAAGUAUAGGGGGCCGGUUCGGAAGGGAGCUGGAAGGAUGGUCUGGAACACCCGGAAGGCUUGUUGAAGGCGUUGGUCUCGACGCGAAGAAGUAUAUUGAUGCGUUAAUCAAUCUAAAUAGAUAG
This is a messenger RNA of Microsporum canis CBS 113480, 2463 nucleotides long. RefSeq lists its product as hypothetical. Gene Ontology annotation, biological process: vesicle-mediated transport. Gene Ontology annotation, cellular component: Mon1-Ccz1 complex; intracellular membrane-bounded organelle. The coding region runs from base 1 to 2463 and encodes 820 amino acids. The transcript has 4 exons. The record is from RefSeq and is a predicted model, not a curated record. Lineage: Eukaryota; Fungi; Ascomycota; Eurotiomycetes; Onygenales; Arthrodermataceae.